AUGGAGGCUGAGCUGCGCAGGUGCCUCCCCAAAGGCCCGGGCCCUCCCGCUGAGCCCCCGACUGCCGCCCGCCUGGGCUGCUCUGGUGUUCCCACCAGCCGGAACGUCGUGCUGGAAGCUCCAGACCUAUCUCUAGGUGUGACGCCCAAAGGCAGGAUGAGCACAAAUGUCCGAGUUGCAGAGAGCAAGGUGCGCUCAGCUGAUGGACCCGUUUCCAGUGCAGGCAAGGUUCGCCUCCACUGCCUGCCCGCUACUUCUAUUGUAGGUCAAGCUGCUUCCACGUUAUAUGUGAUGCUGACUCGGAGGGAGCUGAUGGGUCUGGGGGCUCGGUGGGCACUGCUGGGCACGCGCUCCAGCCUGUCGGACCCGCUGUCUCUCCUGGUGCGAGCCCCACCGGGGCAGCCCGUGCCAGGUUGCAGGCCUGACCAGGUGAGGAGGAUGUUGCAGUGUAGGAAUAAAUUGCUGGGACAUGUCUGGCUACAACAGACUCCUGGCAUGGUUCGCCCACAGAGGAGCUGCAGYGGCAGGCCUGGAGGCUCAUGUCCUAACUUGAGCGUGAAGCGAGCGGCCUGCGGACUCCCUGUUACUACAACGUAUUCCACUGAGCGAUCUGAGCACUUUAAGCCAUGCAAAGACAAGGAUCUUGCAUAUUGUCUCAAUGAAGGGGAAUGCUUUGUGAUUGAAACCUUAACAGGAUCACAUAAACACUGCCGGUGCAAAGAGGGCUACCAAGGAGUCCGCUGUGACCAAUUCCUGCCGAAAACAGACUCAAUCUUGUCAGAUCCAACAGACCACUUAGGAAUUGAAUUCAUGGAGAGUGAAGAAGUGUACCAGCGCCAGGUGCUCUCCAUCUCCUGCAUCGUCUUUGGCCUCGUCGUCGUGGGUGUGCUCUGUGCCGCAUUCUACUUCAAAGCAAAGAAAGAAACAAAGCAAAUUCAUGAACAGCUGAAAGAAACGCAGAAUAGGAAAACCUACAGCCUAAAUGCUUCCAGCAUGAUGGCCAAGCCAGAGUGUAUGGCACAAAGCCGAGUGCAGCUGCAACACUAUUCAAAAGCAGAUAGGCAUCCUGGGCCGAUGCUGGACAAAGUGAUGGAGUCCAGUUUUUCAGGCCCUCCGUCUUUCCCCGAGGCCUUGUCUCCUGAGAGAGGAACCCAGCCCGUCAAGCAACACAGAAGCCUGUCUUCAUGCUGCAGCCCAGGACAAAAAGGAGGGAUUCUACAUAAAAAUGCCUUUCGGAGGACUCCUCCCUUACCUCGGGGUAGGUUCAAUGGAAUCACAGGACCAGCAUAUCAGCAGCUAGAAGAGUCAAGGAUCACAGACCAGGACAYAGUACCCUGUCAACGGUGUUCAUCCAGUGUUUUAAAAACUCCUCAGAAUACUUCAAUAAAUAUGCAACUGCCUUCAAGAGAGACAAGCCCUUAUUUUAAUAAUGUGGAUCAGAAGGACUUGGUUGGAUAUUCGUCUUCAAGGGCCAACUCAGUUCCCAUCAUCCCAUCUGUGGGCUUGGAUGAAGCCUGCAUGCAAAUGCAAAAUGUUCCUGAAGUAACAGGCAUCAAAUGGUGCAAAAACUCCUAUUCUGCUGAACUUGUCAAUGUGAGUUCCCCAGUCAGUAAUUGUCUUAUAGCAGAACAACAUGAAGUGAAAAUAUUGCUAGAAACUGUCCAGRAGCAGAUCCGAAUUCUGACUGAUGCAAGGAGGUCAGAGGACUACGAACUGACGAGCCUAGAACCAGAGAACAGUGCAAGUGAAAACACAGCAUUUCUGCCCAUGAGCCCCGUGGCCAAAUCAGAACGAGAGGCACAAUUUGUCUUAAAAAGUGAAACACAAAGAGACUCAGUAUUGACCAAGUGACUUUGUGUGGGGGUUGUGGGAGGGAAAAUAAGAGAUUGGUGCAUUUGAUGCUUUGCUAAACAGGAAAGGAGGAAAUUAAAUACAAAUUAUUUAUAUGCAUUAAUUUAAGAGCAUCUACUUAGAAGAAACCAAAUAGUCAAUCGCCCUCAUAUCAUAGUGUUUUUUAAAAAAAUAUUUUUUUAAGGGAAAGAAAAGUUCCAGGAGGGAUGAAGCUUACAUCAAGUGCUUUCUAAGCAGGAUUAUAGAUACAGUUUCAGUUAUUGAGCAUUUUAAAACUGUCCUGUUUGGCUGGUAGAAGGCUUAGGUUAUGUGUAUUUUUUUCAGUAAAAUCCAAGACCAUUCUUAGAUUCAUGGCUGGUUUCAGGGUAGUGCUGCAGUCACCUGCUGACCAGGGACUUGGUCCUGACAUGAGCCUGGGCCGCUCUUCACCUCUUGGCUCCAGGUUCAUAGCAUGAAAACAAAGCCACAAAGACCAAUUCCUUGCCCAACUUCUGUGGUUUGCCACCAAUUGCGGAAUUGAUAGUAAAUCUGCAGAUGAACCAGACGCUUAACCCUUCUUUACUGUGUAAACCCAAGAAAGUUGUAGGAGGAGGUUUGGGUUGGGGAAAAGUCCUGUGGGGUUGGGGCCUACCACAAGGCAGGUAUCAGGAAACGCAGUCACUCUGCCCUGCUCUGAGCUUUGCUUGUCCAAGCAGGAUCCAUGGAGAAAACAAGAGAAGCAAACUGGAAGUGCAAGAAUGUUUCAUGGCAGGUUUGGUUUUGUUUGUUUUUAACAGUGGGAAUGUAAACUCCAUUGUUCGUUACUAAACCCUCCACGUUACUGAAUCGUUAUACUUUGAAGGCAUUUGUAUAAGCACCCAGGAGCACUUCUGAGUGUGUAUGUGUAUUUUUUUAAACUUAUUUUUAUUAUGGGUUGUUCAGAUAUGAAUCAGGGAGAUCCAAUAUGAUCAAAAUCCAGCAGAAGUGUGUUCAUGCUGCCCUAAUUUGUUCCUGCUUUUAGUUCUCCAGUCACUUUAAUUAAUCAUGGCUUAGGCUUGUGAACUUUAAAGCUUCAACCCUGAAGAUGGUUCAGUACAGACAGACCCACAAACUUGCACAUUUCUAACUCUAAUGGGCAGUACAAGAGCAAAUGUUUCUCACCAAAUCAAUCCCUGCACGGGAUCAAGGCCUUAGAGAAGAAAUGCCAUUUCCUGGUUGCAGUAUCCCAAGCACAUUAUAAAUAUAUUUUUGCAUUUUUUUUUCUUUUGAGAUCCUCUUCACCCCCAUACAACUGUAACAUAUGUCGAUAGUGCAAUGAAUUGGGUCCCGAGACACACGCAUUCCUGUUUUUAUUAUUAUUAAAAAUCUGCUUAAAUUACUUGUGGGGAAAAAAAAGGAAAAUGAAGUAUGGUAAAUAAUUGCCAAACAGCCUUCCCUAGGUAAUGUCAGAAGAUUGAUUAAAGGAGAAAAUUAUCGUAUAUACAGAUUGUAUUAAAAAUAUUACUUUGCAGCAAAUGAAUUACUACAUUGAUUCGAUGUGCCCCAGACUUUCCAGUUCACAUGUUUCAAGACUUUUCAAAAUAGCACAAUUGAUCA
Molecule: messenger RNA, 3426 nt
Organism: Nothoprocta perdicaria
Lineage: Eukaryota; Metazoa; Chordata; Aves; Tinamiformes; Tinamidae
Gene: NRG3
Product: neuregulin 3
Exons: 13
Coding region: 1-1851 (616 amino acids)
Biological process (GO): animal organ development; nervous system development; intracellular signal transduction
Molecular function (GO): chemorepellent activity
Source: RefSeq, a predicted model, not a curated record